CCGAUGAUAAGAACAACCACAUUUGUUUUGAUUCGCAGACUGUAUGCCCGCAGACUUUCGAAAUUUUUAAAUUCAAACAUGGCGACUGCCUCGGAGACGCUAGUUACGGUUUUUUACGGGGAAAUUUCCGUCUGCGACGCAGGCUAACGCAGACAGCAGUUCGGAAAAACACAUACUCAGACAAUCACAUCGCAGACGACGCAACUUCGAUCGACGUCAUUUCAAAUUGUGAAAUAAGGCUACCGCUGCACACCAGUGUUGGUAGUGUUUCUAAGAUUUCCAAAAUCAAUUCCUUUAUUGCUGCACACAGUUCCAAUGUCACGCACUGUUUGCUGCUUAAUAACUGGAAUUCAAACCGUUAUAUGCCGCUAUUAAAGCAAGUAAGUAAAAGGACUUCCGAUGUGAAGCUUUCCUGUCGUGUCACAGAUCCCAGAAGAGAUCAAAUGUCUUGACUUCAAUUUGAACAAAUACAAGCAGCUAUAAGCUCUACAGUUCUCCUUGCGUCACACAAUAUACGUCCGCCGCAGACCGCCAAAGUAACGUAACUUGUGUGCCUGCAAGUCGAGUGCUUGUCAGUUAAAUUUAUAGGCCUUUACUUUUUCUUGGCGACUCCCUUAAUAUCUAAAGAAAUAUUAUAUAUGAAAGUCUUCCUGGAAAUUGAAAUUUGCCUCCGAAACAUCGGAGAAACGAGAAAACGUCGCCAUUGUGUGGACGACCUCCAGGCACUGCGGGCAUUGCACAUGAUUGACUGAUAGUGUACGAUGGCACAGCCAAUCGAAUUCCAGAAUUUACAUAAGUAGUAUACUUGUAGAAUCCUACUAAUAACUUUUAGUAUACACCAUGUGUACCAUACAAGUGAAUAGUGCUUUCCGCGCAUUCUGAUUGGCUAGCUCGGAGGCAGGAAUAACUGAGCAAACGGAGAAGAACAAAAUGGCAUCCCGUUUCGCUUCGGCUAACGAGGAGCAAAUUUUGUCCAUAAACGAGGCAGCUGUUCGGAAAAAUACAAAAUUAGAUGGCAAAAAUUUGGUUAAACCCUGAUUAAUGCUAACACAAUGGCUGUCGCAGACGUCCCUGAUCAUCAGGAUGGUAAAAUAAAUGAAAGUGAAAGUGAACAUGAAGAUGAAAAGUGUAACCUUUGCAAUGUAAUCACCAGUUGCUGUCGGCCAUGUCGGCGUCUUAUCAAAAACAUCGCUGAUGAUCGACCAGACAUUACAGAAGGAGAUGAGGUCGCUAGAUUCUGGAAUGAGAGAGCAAAGUGCAGUCGAUUUUCUCUGCUUUUCCCAUCUGUCACGGCUCUGUUAUUUGUUGCCGAUGUUGGUAUGGAUUGUGAGAUAGCAGCAACACAUUACAGCAGAGGAGAUUAUAAAUGGGCUGCCUACACACUGACUGUGAUUGUGUUCUCAUUGAUUAUAACUGAUGCCCUGUCAGCCAUAUUUUUCCUUGACGAUCAAAAAGACCAAGGAAAAACAGAGUGGCUCGGGAGAAACGACUUAGAAGUUAAACCCUGGUUCUAUGCGUUCCAUUUUAUUUGUUGUGGUCGUCUUAUAAGGUGCUUCCAGAUCUUUAGGACCGUGCGUUUUAUACGAAAAAUCCAAAGCCGUGAUCCACGUAAUACGGAGCUGUAUCGCCUGUAUAUCUCUCAGCUGCAAGACUCGAGUACAUUGGGUGUCGUGGAAGCGUUUACUGAAGAGGCGCCCCAGGUCGCUCUUCAGCUGUACGUUCUUUUUCAGAAAGGUACCAUGGAUUGGACGUCAUUCGCCGACUUGUUUGUGGCAAUAAACAUCAUUAAGUCUUUGGCUCUGUUCGCUUUCAGUUUAUUAAGUUUUUGUAGAUUCCUUCGCCUCGGAAAUGAACAAAGCCAGCUGUUGGAGUUUUUUAGCUUGGCCUCUGUCUUCCAUUUCUCUUGGCGCUUAUUUAUGCUUGUUUCCAGGAUACUGGCUUUAGUUCUGUUUGCUUCUAAUUUCCAGCACUUUGUUUUUGUAGUCGUUGGUAUCCAUUUGUUGUUUUCAUACUUUCUGUUGCGCGGACAGCCAGAUAAUUACUUCGAAGAAGGAUCAUUGAGAGAUAUAUUGCUUAGAUGUGCCUUUAUUUGCAUCAACGUGUUUUGUUUUUUCCCUUUGGAGGGCGAGCGUACACGAAAUUGGGGAAUUCCAUAUUACCUGGUGACUUUCAUUGAGAACUCCAUUAUGAUUCUGUUGUGGUAUUUCCUCAGUGAUUUUGAUAAAGUGUUCAAGAUGAUCAUGCUAAUAACUGAGUGGGGUGCGUUUCUGCUUGGUCUUGUAUCGGUGUUGCUUUAUUACGGUGUUUUUCAUCCGUCAUUAAAAGUUCGUAAGAACAAGGAAAUAGCUGACGUAGCGGAUGCACAGAACAUUUCAUUAAUGCAGUUUGAAAGUGGUGUUUAGCGUUGAAACAACACUUCAUAUAGACAGUAUUCUCAAGGUAUUCUCCAUCAAGUUAUUUUAGAUAUGACACCCAGUUCUUCGCGGAUAUUUUUUUUUGUGGAGGAUGAAAGUGCGUGUAAAGCCGCACAGGCGAGUCGCGCGCCUCGUCACAGGAUUGGUUAUUUCUUGACCCUCCUGGGAAUUCCAAAACCGAUAGUGACCUAAAAAUAACUUGGGAGGGAAAACUUGAAAAGGAGGACUGUAUGGGGGAUUCACUCUAUGACCCCUCAUCUUCUCUUGGUAAGACGCAAUUUGAAAUGAGCUCUGAUCAUAGAUGAUAAAAAAUUGACUUUAUGCAGCAAAUUUCUUAAAAGCAAAUAGCUAGUUUGACUAUUUUUUGUUAAGGUAAACCAACCUGUAAAUAGAGUAAAAAGCAGAGUAAAAGAUAAACUGAAGAUA
Messenger RNA from Orbicella faveolata, 2840 nucleotides. Its product is annotated as XK-related protein 6-like. The record is from RefSeq and is a predicted model, not a curated record. NCBI's taxonomy places the organism in Eukaryota, Metazoa, Cnidaria, Anthozoa, Scleractinia, Merulinidae. Gene Ontology annotation, cellular component: membrane.